This is a messenger RNA of Vittaforma corneae ATCC 50505, 624 nucleotides long. RefSeq lists its product as uncharacterized. Gene Ontology annotation, biological process: carbohydrate metabolic process. The coding region runs from base 1 to 624 and encodes 207 amino acids. Lineage: Eukaryota; Fungi; Microsporidia; Nosematidae. The record is from RefSeq and is a predicted model, not a curated record. The transcript has a single exon.
AUGAUAGAAGACAAUCUAAUUGAACUGGGGACAAUGCAGGAAUUCAAGGAUAGUAUGUUUAAUAUCCUUAAAAACUAUGACAGUAAAGCAUGCAAUUUGAUGAUAUCGGGUGGAUCCAUCAUAAAAUGCUUGGAUUGUGAUCAACUUGAAACACUCGAUACUUUACAGUGGAAAAUAUUCUUUUGUGAUGAAAGAUGUGAAGAAAAACAUUCAAAUUUCAAGUCGGCCUCGUCAUUUCUCGAGAAGAUUAGAGGAGAGGUAUUUCCUAUUAAAAUACUUGCCAAUUCAGAAGAAAGUGCAAAGAACUAUGAAGAUAUUCUAAAAAAGAAUAUUCAUAAGAUUGAUGUUUGUCUGCUAGGCAUUGGUGAAAAUGGUCAUAUUUGUUCUUUAUGGCCAAAUUCAGAAAGUUUGAACAGUAAAGCAUUGGUUGAACGAGUAGAAGUUGAUUGUAAUGCGUCGUCAGUGAGAAUCACAGUAACACUCUGCUUCAUCAAUCAAUUUGUCAAAAACCUCAUUUUUGUUAUUCCACCAAAAAACGGAAAAUCAAAAGGAAUAAAAAAACCAGAUAAAAGUAUUAUAGAAAGAUUAAAGGUGGGCUAUAAAGUGUACUUUAUGAAAUAUUAA